AUGACUGAGCGUAGCAGGCAGGAGCAUAUUCUUGUAUUCUUGUCAGUGGUGCUUGAGCCAUCUCCACCGCUUAGAUCGAUGCUGGUACCGCAGCUCAGCGAGUAUAUAAAAUCAGGCAGCAGCAGCUACUUAGAAUGCUUAGAUGCGGCCAGUAAUAUCGUAAACACAUGGAAUUCCGCUGAAAAGGCGCUAUUCGUCAAUUCACAUCCCCGCAUCGGACAAGUCUCCGGGCUGAGUUCGCUAAGCGCUGCAGAGCAAGCGGCUCAGAAGACGCCUGAGAAUGUUCUACAAAGACUGAACACACUCAACAACGCAUACGAGAACAAGUUCCCCAAGCUUAGAUUCAUCACUUUCGUAAAUGGCCGCACUCGCGCUGAGAUUGUCCCAGAAAUCGAGCACUUGCUGACUCUCACAAACGGCACGCAGGAAUUUGGAACCGAACGCUGGAAUACGGAACUGCAGCGCGAUCUAGAUGCUAUCUGGCUUAUAGCUAAAGCUCGCACGGAAGCUGCUAAUCUGAGGUAG
This is a messenger RNA of Wallemia ichthyophaga EXF-994, 525 nucleotides long. RefSeq names its product putative allantoinase 1. The coding region runs from base 1 to 525 and encodes 174 amino acids. The record is from RefSeq and is a predicted model, not a curated record. Lineage: Eukaryota; Fungi; Basidiomycota; Wallemiomycetes; Wallemiales; Wallemiaceae. The transcript is spliced from 2 exons.